UGGCUUAGCCCGGAACCAUCGUCGUCCGCCUUUAGCUUCCUUCUCCUCCGUCGAUCUCGAGCUUCUUCCCUUUCCCACCUCGUCACGAACCGUCACCCAGCGCAAUCUCCGUCCGGCGAGUCAAUCGAUGGAUCAGAAGCCGUCUAACUGCGGGCUGCCGAGCUUGGAAGCGGAUUCACAGAGAACUCUGUACCCGUACGUCACCGGUACGUCGGUGGUCGCUCUCAAGUACAAAGAUGGGAUUUUAAUGGCAGCUGAUAUGGGAGGUUCUUAUGGAUCCACCUUGAGGUACAAGAGUGUGGAGCGAAUUAAGCCUAUAGGAAAGCAUUCUCUUCUAGGCGCAAGUGGAGAGCUCAGUGAUUUUCAGGAAAUAUUACGCUAUCUUGAUGAACUCAUCCUUUAUGACAACAUGUGGGAUGACGGGAACUCAUUGGGGCCUAAAGAGGUGCAUAGCUAUCUCACGAGGGUGAUGUAUAACAGGCGUAACAAGUUCAACCCUUUGUGGAACUCACUGGUUCUUGGUGGAGUGAAAAAUGGACAGAGAUAUUUGGGUACGGUUAGCAUGAUAGGCGUAAAUUUUGAAGACAAUCAUGUGGCGACUGGAUUUGGGAAUCACCUUGCACGGCCGAUUCUUCGCGAGGAGUGGCAUGAAAACCUGAGUUUUGAAGAUGGUGUGAGAUUACUUGAGAAAUGCAUGCGUGUGCUCCUGUACCGUGAUAGGUCUGCAGUAAACAAAUUUCAGGUUGCAAAAAUCACCGAAGAAGGUGUUACUAUAUCUCAGCCCUACUCCUUGAAGACCUCCUGGGGAUUUUCAGCUUUCAAGAAUCCAACUCUUGGAGCUGAAGGUUCAUGGUAAUAUGUCGUCAUUUUAGGAUCUCCGAUGAGUGAGAAUCCCCUAGUGAAGUACUGCAAUCAUCGUAUUGCGUGUUUUACUUAGACUGCCGUGGCCUCCUCAUGUUAUUUACCCUUCAGAUUGGCAUCGAGCAUUUCUUAUUUGCCAAAGGGGAGUUCUGUAGGAACAAUUUCGCAUCCUUUGCAUAGACCCGAAUUCAAUCAACUGCAGAUCAUCACUUGCAACUUUCAAAGAUUGUGAUCUUAUGUUUGUAUCCA
This is a messenger RNA of Punica granatum (pomegranate), 1110 nucleotides long. Lineage: Eukaryota; Viridiplantae; Streptophyta; Magnoliopsida; Myrtales; Lythraceae. The record is from RefSeq and is a predicted model, not a curated record.